Molecule: messenger RNA, 720 nt
Organism: Prunus armeniaca (apricot)
Lineage: Eukaryota; Viridiplantae; Streptophyta; Magnoliopsida; Rosales; Rosaceae
Source: the annotation of a GenBank genome assembly
AUGGAUGGUGCAAAGGCUGUCAGUACGCCCCUCUCCACAACUGACUCACUUAUGCUCUAUGAUGGCUCAUCCCUCACAUAUGCAACUCCCUACCAUUGUUUUGUUAAUGGUCUUCAAUACCUAAGCCUUACAUGCCCUGACAUCUCCUUCACAGUCAAAAAGCUCUCUCAAUUCAUGCAUUCUCCUUUCGAGACUCACUGGCAAGCACUCAAGCGUUUUCUUCGCUACUUGAAAGGUACCAUCUCCUUUGGCCUUCAUCUUUGUCGCCGCCCCUCUCAUCGUCUUUAUGCCUUUUCCGAUGCUGACUGGGCUGGUGAUCGUGAUGAUCGCAAAGCUCCAGUAUUGUUGCCACCACUACUGAACUCACAUGGAUUCAGCCCUUACUGUGUGAACUUGGCAUUCCUCUCCCCACAACACCGGUUGUCUCCUGCUAUUGUGCUAAUCCUGUCCUACAUUCCUUUUGUACGGGAUCAUGUCACUCGUGAUCUUCUUCAAGUGUCUCAUGUCUCCACUAUUGAUCAGCUUGCUGACUCUCUUACCAAACCCUUACUGCAUUCCCGUUUCCAACUCCUUCGUUCCAAGAUCGGUGUCUCCGAUGGUGCCACCGUCUUGCAGGGGCGUAUUAGGGAAUCUCCUACAUCAAAGGAGAUCACUUCAUCAAAAACACAAUCUGCUCCAUCAACCAUACAGUCGACUCCUCCAUAUGAAAGCCAACUAUGA